CACUGUGCAGACCUAGCGCUUGCCUUUGUUCGCGACAUAACAAUCCUCGAACAGAUGGUGCUCUGCUUGAGUGAGAAUGACCAGCACCAUCCAGCAGCCAAUCGGAAGCAGCUGACUCGUUUGGACAGCGCCAGGUGCUGUUCUCAUAUUUUCCUUGGAGGGGGACUAGGUUACGGUCGAAGAGUAGAAUAUCCGCAGACAACUAGUCAGUGAGGUUGCAGGUGGCGUUUCGAAGCGUUUGGAUGUCUCUGCAAUCUACACCAUGCUCUCCUCAAGGUUAUUGACGCAUAGAGGUGAAGGCUAUUUGCACAAACCUUAAACUACUGAUGUCCAAAUAUACGGGAUGCAACUGAGAAGAGAGGGGCUUGCAUUUCAAUGAGACUCACCUUGCAGUCCUGAGGUAUUGAUGAAAGAAAAACUCUGAACAGUGGGAGACUCACUGUAACACUGGAACUGUUUCAUUGGAACCCCCUGUGCAUAUUUUUCUGUCUGGAUCAUUUCAGAGGGAUACAACUACAAGUCAACACCCCCUCUGGUUAAUGACAAUCACACAACUCCCUCCAAGUUCAUUUACCCCUUCUGGUGUCCAACCCUGUGGGUUUAGACAGGUGAACGCAGACAGACAGCAUGGCUAGAGGGAGGUUUAUCUACUGUCUACUAGGCCAGUUGUUCACUGGCCUGAUUCUGUCGUCCGUUGGACUAUCCUCCAUCCAGAGAGAUAAUGAUUGUCCCCAGCAGUGUGUGUGCGAGAUCCGACCCUGGUUCACCCCUCAGUCCACCUACAGAGAAGCCACGACGGUGGACUGCAACGAUCUCCGUCUCACACGCAUCCCAGGCAACCUGUCCAGUGACACGCAGGUGCUCCUCCUGCAGAGCAACUACAUCGCCAGAACCAGUGAGGAGCUGGAGCAGCUAUACAACCUGACAGAGUUGGACCUGUCUCAGAACAACUUCAGCAGCAUCCGUGAUGUGGGCCUCAGCAACAUGUCCCAGCUCACCACCCUGCACCUGGAGGAGAACCAGAUCAUUGAGAUGCCUGACUACUGCCUGCAGGACCUCAGCAACCUGCAAGAGCUCUACAUCAACCAUAACCAGAUCAACAUUAUCUCCCCCAAUGCCCUCUCUGGCCUGCACAACCUGCUCAGGCUCCAUCUAAACUCUAACAGGCUCAAGGCCAUCGACAGCCGCUGGUUUGAGUCCACGCCCAAUCUGGAGAUCCUCAUGAUCGGGGAAAACCCUAUAGUUGGCAUUCUGGAGUUUAACUUCAAGCCUCUUGUAAACCUGAGAAGUUUGGUUCUGGCUGGAAUGGAUUUAACAGACAUUCCUGGAAAUGCCUUUGUGGGACUAGAUAACCUAGAGAGUCUCUCCUUCUAUGACAAUAAGCUAGUCAGAGUUCCUCAAAACGCUCUUCAGAAACUACCUAACCUCAAGUUCUUGGACUUGAACAAAAACCCUGUGCACAAAAUUCAAGAGGGGGACUUGAAGAACAUGCUGAGGCUGAAAGAGCUGGGAAUUAACAACAUGGGGGAGCUGGCAUGCAUUGACCGCUUUGCCCUCGAUAACCUCCCUGAGCUCACCAAGCUGGAAGCCACUAACAACCCCAAGUUCUCCUACGUGAACCGCCAGGCCUUCCGUGACCUCCCCGCCUUGGAGAGUCUCAUGUUGAACAACAAUGCCCUUAACGCCCUCUACCAGUCCACUGUGGACUUCCUGCCCAACCUGCGUGAGAUCAGUAUCCACAGCAACCCCAUGCGAUGCGACUGCGUCAUCCAGUGGAUGAGCUCCAACAAGACCAGCAUCCGCUUCAUGGAGCCCCUCUCCAUGCUCUGUGCCAUGCCAGCCGAGGUCAGAGGGCAGCAUGUGAGGGAGGUGCUCCAGCAGGACUCAGCGGAGCAGUGCCUGCCGAUGAUCUCCCACGACACAUUUCCCAACCACCUGAACCUGGACAUCGGCAUGACUGUGGAUCUGGACUGCCGAGCCAUGUCCCAGCCCGAACCGGAGAUCUACUGGGUCACGCCCAUGGGGAACAAGGUGAUGAUGGACACCAUGUCUGAGAAGUACAGCCUCAGUAGCGAAGGAACGCUGCGCAUCUCUCACAUCCAGGUAGAGGACUCUGGCAGGUACACCUGUGUGGCACAAAAUGUUGAGGGGGCAGACACUCGGGUGACUGCUGUUAGGGUGAAUGGUACUCUCUUAGACAGCACCCAGCUGAUGAAGAUCUAUGUGAAGCAGACUGAGUCCCACUCUAUCCUUGUCUCCUGGAAGGUCAACUCCAAUGUCAUGACCUCCAACCUCAAGUGGUCAUCUGCCACCAUGAAGAUAGACACUCCCCACAUCACCUACACAGCCAGGGUCCCGGUGGAUGUCCAUGAGUAUAACCUCACACACCUACAGCCUGCCACCGAGUAUGAGGUGUGUCUCACCGUCUCCAACAUCCACCAGCAGACGCAGAAGUCCUGUGUCAACGUCACAACGAAGCACGCAGCCUUUGCUGUGGAGAUAUCCGACCAAGGCACUAACACUGCUUUCGCAGCUGUCAUGGGAACCAUAUUCGGCAUCAUCAGCCUGGCCUCUAUGGCUGUGUACAUUGCCAAGCGGUGGAAGAGGAAAAACUACAAUCACUCCCUGAAAAAGUACAUGCAGAAAACAUCCUCCAUCCCACUCAAUGAGCUCUACCCUCCCCUCAUCAACCUGUGGGAGGUAGACAGUGAGAAGGACAAAGAGGUGUCCUCCUCCUCAGAGACCAAACCCAGCCAAGUGGACACUACACAGAGCUACUAUAUGUGGUGAUAGCUACUGGGUCGUUCCACCAAUUCGGUGCCUUUGGGAGAAGUGUAACUUGGUAAAAAAAACAACGUUUGAUUUCACCUAAUAUUAUCAUUCUGUCAUAAAGAGCACAUGUUGAACUUCAUUAAAAACACAUUUUCUCAUCUCAAAAGGUUAAAUAAAAAAUUACUAUGGUAAGUGUCUCUUAAGUGCCAAAUUAAGUAACAGGGUUGACGGUAACAGGGUUGACAAUUUCAUCUAAUAUCAGCCAUAAAUCCCCUUGUGACAGGGUGUUGUGUACAACAAGUGUUUUGUGUACAACAGGGAAUGCAAGCUUCACAACAAAAUUGAAGUUGUUAAAAAUGUUCUAGCCUGUCUAUUGAAAACACGCUCAGUUUUCAACCCGCUCAGUUGUCCACCCGCUCAGUUGUCCACCCCAAAACACCAGAGAAUGGCCAAAAAGAGUAGAACCAGCUCACCUGCUUUUACACAUUUUUAUAUAUAUAUAAAAGGAGGGUUCAGUUUACGUAACAAUGUUGACCUUAAAAAUAAGGGACAGAUGAAAAUGAAUCACUAAUCACAUUGAAUAAAUAAUAAUCUUUAGAAAUGACUUUGUCAAAUUAACAACAGCAAAAAAAUAUAUAACUUUACAAUGAUGGUGAAAACUUGGAGAAAUGUUGGGGUUAAGUGGGUUAUCUUCAGGUCACAGAGUCAGGUCACAGAGUCAGGUCAGGUCACAGAGGGUGCACAGAGUCAGGUCACAGAGUCAGGUCAGGUCACAGAGGGUGCACAGAGUCAUGUCAGGUCACAGAGUCAGGUCACAGAGUCAGGUCAGGUCACAGAGGGUGCACAGAGUCAGGUCAGGUCACAGAGAGUGCACAGAGGGACAUGUCAAAAUGCUGAAUUGUUUUACUUUAGCAAGUCUUUAUUCAUAUUGAAAAUCAGAUUCUCCAUGUGGUCUAUAUUAAUAAAGGGCACUUCAUUUAAUAAACAGAAUUUCAAAAUUAAAUAUUGUUGCACAAUUUCUACUUAAAAUAUCAAAGGGAUGCAAAAGGCACUCAUUUCGUGGAAUGACCCCACUACAUGGUGAAAGAUACUUCAUGUGGGGUAAAUCAGAAAUCAUUUUCUUAUAGGAGCACAACGUCAUUUCUUUCGCUUCUUUGUGUGAGAGUAAUAUUACUUUUUUUCUUCUGUUUUCUACUUUGCUCAUAUGAGGCGAAGGACUGACUAGUAUUUCAGACUUUUUAGCAUAGUGCAUUGCCUUUCUUCUCUUGCACCCUUUUUGACACUCAAUAUGACAACUUUGUUUAGCUCCCAGGACUUGGUAGUCACUGUGCUUUAUUUUUAGUACUUGUUUUGAUAGCACAGCAUGGGUAUUGUAAAGGAUUCAGCCUGGAUCAGCUUGCAGGAGCUGGAAUUGGAUCCAUUUAGAUUUCUUUCUCUGGCAGUAUUCUUAGAGAACGCAAUGUUUUUUUUCUCGUAAAACAGUUUAACUGUUAACUGUUGUGCACUGAAAUAUAUAAACCAAUUUGUCUAUGGACUCCAAUAUAAACUGACAAAGUACGUUUAGACUUGAUAUACUGUCUAUUGAAUAACGUUAGCAAUCGUUCUGUAAUGUUGUAUCAACUAUAAUUUGAACAACUAUUUUGACAUUAGUAAACAUUAUUUUUUAUUUAGAACUUACGUUUGCAGAGAAAACACUGUAAACCAGCAAUAUAAAUAUGAAUGUUUAUUAACUAGGUAAGUAGACAUAAGGCUUUUUAAAUUCUCAGAAUAUUUUAUUUUAUUUUGCUAGAAUCUGUCAACGAUCACUGAUUUUGUUGUGAUUUACACACGCAAAUAUGUUGUAUAUUGAGGAACAAGCAAAAAUAAAUGUAUUUUCCUCAUAUUUUUUAUACGA
Messenger RNA from Salvelinus fontinalis (brook trout), 4666 nucleotides. Its product is annotated as leucine-rich repeat neuronal protein 1-like. Bases 628 to 2790 code for a protein of 720 amino acids. The record is from RefSeq and is a predicted model, not a curated record. Gene Ontology annotation, molecular function: protein binding. Lineage: Eukaryota; Metazoa; Chordata; Actinopteri; Salmoniformes; Salmonidae. The transcript has 3 exons.